UUAUGAUUGAUCCCGAUGACAAGGAAAAUGUUGCAUACAAUUAUAGUUUCCCGAAAAGCAAAGUGUCUUACAAACCUGAAGUUAUUGAUGAUGACUUGGGUUGUGUCACACUGUCAGAAUCCGAAGAUGAGCAAUGCAGUGAAAUAGGUGCUGUGGCAGUUACUGAGGAAUUUCUUAAUCAAGCUGAGAAAUGUUUAAUGGAUAUUGAGCAGUUUGAAAGUGAAGAGGAAGUAAAGAUGGAGCUUAUAAACCUACUUUAUCAUCAUAUCCAACUGCAGAGACAAGGGGCAAAGACAGCAGCCCCCAUAACAUACAAACUGCUCAAAGAAAACUUGGUACCUACUCAAGAAACAAGAAAAGACAGCUAUGAAGAUCUAGAAUUAGAUGCUGAAUUCUUUAAACCGUUUGAAGGACAUAUUGAGGAUCAACUGGGUGUGUAUGAAACUCAAACUGACAUAGACAUCGAAGAUAUACCAGGACCACUAACUUCUCAUCCUGAAGACAUUGCCAUAAAACCCAAGAAAACAUUUGAAGAGAUUCUAGAAGAGGAGUUAAGAAAAGAAAACCUUGAUCUACAGGAGGAUAAGAAGGAGUUAGAUAAGCAGCUGAUGCCGCCUCCACCCGCCAAAGUGACACCUAAACGGAAGUUCUUAAAAAGAGGAGAAGGUAUUGCGAGGUUUAACAGUGCGCCGGUGAGGAAAGCCCUUGUAAAAACUAAACCUGCAAUGAAAUCAGAGACUGCUCCUAAACGGAUGAUUGGACUAAUCAAACCAGGAAAUGCUGAUAAGGCUAUGGCCAGAACCAACAAACUACCCUCAAAGAUAAGAAUUGAUGAUCCGAUCACUGUUGUGUCCGGAAUGGACCCUGUCAAAGCGAUCAGAGGUAAACCGGUUAUGUCCCCAGUACGGAACAGUCCAGAAUCCUCUCCGGCCAGGUCUCCACAACCUUCCAUCUCCCAGAGACUGAAGGGUAACGCUGCUGCAGGGGGUAACAUGGGUAACAUGGGUAACAUUGGUAACGCUGCAGGGGGUAAUAAUGUUGCGGAGAUGUCGGGAUUCUUGAAUCCUGAAGAGUUAGAAGAGCGUAUAGCAGCAGAAGAGGAGGAGCUGGAAGAGUUCAGAAUGUUAGAACAGGCAGCAGCUGAUAAGAGUAUCAACUCUCUGAUUGGAAUGUUGAAGUUCACGCCUUGUUCCGUGGUUAAACCGACCACGUGUUCUACAGUACCGGAGAGUGAGGAGGAAGAGGAGGAGGAGGAGGAGGAGGAGGAGGAGGAGGAGGAGGAGCUGGAGAAGGUAGAGGAGGAGGAGUUUGAUGAUACAGAAACAUGGGGUUUCAGAACACCCGUAAAACAAAGUAUAGAAUUAGAAGAUCUGGAGUUACACACGCAGUACAAUCUGUGUAAUGGGGAGGCGGUUACUCGUCCAGCUGAUAACGGUGUCAUGAUGGAGAUUACCAGUCAACCUAGCAAGCUUCUUGGAUCUCUCUUUCCCGGUCUGAAACCUCCUCCCCCACCGCCAAAGCCAAAGCCAGACGUCAAGAAGCCUGAUCCGGAGUCUGAAGCUUUGAAAACAGAACUGAAGAGCAAACUCGCUGAUCUCGAGAAGGAGGUUGCCCGGUUCCAGCAAGAGGCGGCAGGUCUUGCACGUGCACGUGCAGAAAAGGAAUCUGAGCUGCGCAAACUGCGCCAAGAGAACGACAAGUAUGUGGAGGAUUUGGAGGAGCGUGAGAAAAAGUUCCAGGAGUUUAAAGACCGAGAGAUGAAAAUGAUCAGAUCGGAGAAAAAACAGUUUGAAAUGACGCAACUGUCCUCAAAACAACGCGCUGCUAAGUUAGAGCUAGUCGACAAUCUUACUGAGAGAGUGGCAUCAUUGGAGGAAGAGUUGACAAGGAAAGAAGAGAGAUGGAAUGCAACAUUCUCCAGACUGAAGAACAAGGCAGAAACUAAAGAGAAGGAAUGCGAGGAGUUGCACCAGCAGAUAACCGUACUGGAGCAGGAGAAGAUAGCUCUGUGGGAAAAAGAGGUGACAAGAACAAGCAACAGACGCCACAAGCACGCCCAAACAGACGCCCAAACCCACAAACCGCCCACAAGAACACAAGCACAGCCCACACAAGCACAGCCCACAUUCUGUGAGGACACAAUAAAACCAGGGCUAGUCUCCCGCCACCCACAACUUGCUACCCUCAACUCUGCUGAACCCUCUAAAGUUACAUUUGCUGACCAGAACUGUGUAACUACCACACACCAUGCUGGUAUUCACUCUGAUAAGACAGCUGAGAAGAUAACAACUGAUGAGGUUCCUAAGAAAGCAGCUGAGGCUCAGUAUGUUAAUCUCAUGGUGCAGGCUUCCCCGCCACCGCCUCAGGAGGACUGUGUGACUGGCCUGGAGCCAACUUCUGAUUCUCCAACAAGUUCAAAUUCUACCCUGCAGGGUCACGUGACUAAAUCUGCGGUUGAGACUAUCGGAGCGGACGGGUCUGUAACAGUAAAAUAUGGUAAUGGAACAGUGAAACACAUCUCCCCUGAUGGCAGGGUUGUUACCAUGACUUACUUUAAUGGGGACACCAAGAAAACAUUCCACGACGGCAGAGUGGUUUACACGUUCCUAAAAGACGGAAUCACACAAACCCAACUACCUGACGGAACUGAGAGAACACUCUUUCCUACUGGUCAGGAGGAAACCAAGUUUACUGAUAAGAGAGUCGAGAUAAAGUACCCUGAUAAUUCAACCAAGGUAACAUAUCCAAACGGAGAAGAGAAGUCAGUGUACGCAGACGGUACUGUAGUCACAUUGGACCAGACCGGCCAGCGCCUCAUCCUUCUUCCUAACGGGCAGCGCGAGGUGCACACCAGCGCGUUCAAGCGCCGCGAAUACCCUGACGGUACUAGUAAAACAGUGUUUAAUGAUGGCAGACAGGAGACAAUACACUCAAACGGCCGAAUCAGGAAGAAGGAUCCUAAAGGGAAUCUUACAUCGGACCUGGUUAUAGACGCAACCGGCAAAGUGGUUCAUGACUAUCUGGCUAAAAGUAGAAUAUGAAGAUUUUACCGUGUACUCAAGUGUUACAAAUCGGGCAGAGUAGAGACGCGAUCCUGAGAGAUUGCAGAAUGUGCCAGAAGUUUUGGUAGAAAUGUUUGGGGUGCUGGAAAUCAGAGAAACAUGUUAUUGCCAACAGAAUCAAUACAAAAUUAAUCAGAACUGAGAAUGGUUUAUUGACCGACUGUUAUUACAAUACAGCAUAAUAUUUUUAAUUCAAACUUCGCCAUUUAUUUGAAAGACAGUUGUGACCAAAUGCGAUUUUAAUGGAAUUCAGGUCGAUUUUAGUGGUAUAAAUUUCAGAUAAUCAAAUUCAGAAAUCAGAAAAGUUAUUUAUCCCAUAAUAUAAUAAUAGUGAUCAGUUUUUGUUUUACGCCUUUCAGAAAGAGGUUAGAUUCAGAUAAUAUCACAUUUUCUCAAGUUUUUCUCCUUUGACUUUUACAUGAUUUAUUCCAAAUUAAUGCUAGGCAUUGGUAUCAAAAUAAUAUCAGAAAUUUUAAAUGAUAUUGUAAAUUAUGGUGUUGAUAUAUUGAAUAAAGUUAUUGCACUAUUAGUAAAUUGUUACUUCUUGUU
This is a messenger RNA of Bolinopsis microptera, 3611 nucleotides long. RefSeq names its product centromere protein J-like. Gene Ontology annotation, biological process: cilium assembly; centriole elongation. Gene Ontology annotation, molecular function: tubulin binding. The record is from RefSeq and is a predicted model, not a curated record. Lineage: Eukaryota; Metazoa; Ctenophora; Tentaculata; Lobata; Bolinopsidae. Gene Ontology annotation, cellular component: centrosome; centriole. The coding region runs from base 3 to 3041 and encodes 1012 amino acids. The transcript has 21 exons.